CGGAGCUUCCCGUGGAGGACAUUUCCUCGUCGCUUUCGUCCAGGCGAGUGUCGAAGCAAAUUCGGACCAGCUGAGCGUCGCGUCAGGAUGAGAAGGUCGCAAAAGGUGGAGACGAGCUGAGAUGAAAGAGCCGUGGCGCGCCCGCAACAAAGGGAUAACACGCCUGAAAUAAUUCCCAACAAAUUGCUGCUCCCGCUGCGCGAUGAGUCUGGACAUGCUGUGCGACUCGGACGUCGGGCGAUUCUUUGCCGACAAUCUGCUCACCAGCGAAGAUUGGGACGCGUGUUUGUAUCGCUGCGACGGCGUGGAGGAUGAUGACAAACAACUGGGCCUGGCCCCCGAGUAUGACACUUUGUUGGACGACGAUCUGGCCCAGCCGCUGGAUGGCGAAGCCUCCUCGUGUCCAUGGCGAUGCAUGCCCGACGAUCGGCCGGCAGUGUUGCAGGUGAAAGCCGAGCCGGCGUCCCCCGUGUGGUCGUCCGAGGCCGAGCGGUCGGUGGCGGCAGGGGCGGCUCCUCCUGAUCCCGCGGUUCCCAUGAAAGGUGAGAACCCCCCGACGCCUCCCUACGCAUUUGGAGACGUGAUGUCCCCCCCGCCCGAUCUCGCCGCGGCCACGUUGACGCCCGGCGUGGCGCCGCGGCUUCCCGCCGUGGUGACGUCCAUCCGAACGCAGGCGACAGUGGUCCCGGCGCUGAAGACGAGCACCCUGGCCGCCAAACCGCCCCUCCAGCCACGCCCCUUGUGCCUGGCCGCCGUGCCCGCCAAGGCCCUGCUCCUGCGUGGCCUUCCCGCCAUGGAGCCGGCGCGACCCGUGGUGUGCCUGGCGUCGGCCCCCACCGUGGUCAAGAUGGAGCACGCCGUCUCGCCCGCCGCCACCAAGCCCAUCGUCCCGGCCAGCGCCACGUUGCCCGGCAACGGCCCCAACGACGUCGACAUGAAAGUUCUGAAGCGGCAGCAGAGGAUGAUCAAGAACCGCGAGUCCGCCUGUCAGUCGCGCAAGAAGAAGAAGGAGUACGUGCACAACUUGGAGCUCCAGCUGAAGGAGGCUCAGCAGGAGAACCAAAGACUCCGUCGUGAGAACCAGGAGCUCCGCCAAAGGCUGGAGGCUGGCCGGCAGGGCGGCGAGUCUCCCGGGGGUAAACGAGCCGUGUGCGUCAUGGCCGUCUUUCUCUUUGUGACCUUCAGCUUGGGACCGGUCAGCAUCUUGGACAGGAAGUUGACGGCGGGCUUUGGCGACGGCGCCAGAUCCUUGACGGGUCGGCGGCUCCUGGAGAUGGAAACGGCAGAGCGGGUGACGCGGCGCCAGGAAGUCCCCGCCGGCGUCGCGCCGGACGAUGGCGGAGAGCUGGAAACUUUUGCGGCGGAAUCUUUACCGUUCAGGAACGCCAGUUCGGCCUUUGGCGCGGCCAAGGAGGAGAGCAACCUGCUGCGCCGCCUGGAAGGAUACUUUAGCCACGCCCACUGCCCGCAGUUCAACCGCUCGGAGUCACUCAGGCUGGCGGCAGAACUUCGCGGCUGGGUUCAGCGCCAUCAGAUCAACCACAAGAAGUCAGGCGGGAAAGUCAAGAAGGCCAAAAUGGCUCAGCGGGCCCAGCUGAGGAAGGCCAACGUGUCGCGAUACCUGCCCAUCCAGACUCACCGCUCCAUUGAAAGUCAGCUGCAGCUGCUUCCCGGGCCCGAGUUGACCUACGGCGACUUCCUGGACUCGAUCGACCGGCGCGAGGACACCUUCUACGUGGUGUCCUUCAGACGGGACCACCUGCUGCUGCCCGCCAUCAGUCACAACAAGACGCGCCGGCCCAAGAUGUCGCUCGUCAUGCCUGCCAUGUCGGUCAACGAGAGCCUGUACAACGCGUCGCAUGGCUACGAACUCAUGAUGCAGGUGGACUGCGAGGUGAUGAACACACGCACCGUCCCCAUCAAGUCGUCGUCCGUGCCCCCCUCGCGGCGGGACCCGCCGCCGACGUCCCCGCCGCACGCUGCCGCCUCCAAUCACUCGGCCCUGCGAGGACGCCACCAGCAUCAACCGCCGCGUCCCCGCGCCGAAUACCUCCUCAGUCAGUCCGAGGGCGUCUGAAGCGCGCAAACGGAGGACGCUUGGUGUCCCCACAUGAAAGCAUGCUGAUGAGGGGGGGUUCUACUUGUAUUUAAUGUUUGUACAUAGUGAUAUGUAAAUAUUUAUUUUAUUAUUUUUAUUUUUUGCAUUUGGUCUUUGGCGAGAAAAGUUGUUUUCAUGUUUGUUUUUGACGUCCUUAAAAGGCCUUGUCCGCUCGUCACUUCCCGUUUACCCGUUCGGUCGAAUUAAAGCUUGAGCGCCCUCUA
Messenger RNA from Hippocampus zosterae (dwarf seahorse), 2322 nucleotides. RefSeq names its product activating transcription factor 6 beta (gene atf6b). Bases 203 to 2077 code for a protein of 624 amino acids. Lineage: Eukaryota; Metazoa; Chordata; Actinopteri; Syngnathiformes; Syngnathidae. Gene Ontology annotation, molecular function: DNA-binding transcription factor activity, RNA polymerase II-specific; RNA polymerase II cis-regulatory region sequence-specific DNA binding. Gene Ontology annotation, cellular component: nucleus. The record is from RefSeq and is a predicted model, not a curated record. Gene Ontology annotation, biological process: endoplasmic reticulum unfolded protein response; regulation of transcription by RNA polymerase II. The transcript is spliced from 16 exons.